Molecule: messenger RNA, 1046 nt
Organism: Emericellopsis atlantica
Lineage: Eukaryota; Fungi; Ascomycota; Sordariomycetes; Hypocreales; Bionectriaceae
Product: COQ9-domain-containing protein
Exons: 2
Coding region: 195-965 (256 amino acids)
Biological process (GO): ubiquinone biosynthetic process
Cellular component (GO): mitochondrial inner membrane
Molecular function (GO): lipid binding
Source: RefSeq, a predicted model, not a curated record
AAAGGUGGGACAAGGGCGGAAUAAAGCCGUCGAAUCUACGCCGUAGGGAUAGUGAAGUUCUAGCAAGGUAGUGACGGUAGGCAUCAUCAAUUGGCCUGUAUCAUCGUCAAGCCACCUCAAAGCUCAAGACGUGAACUAGGCUUCUAAGCUCAAUUCCAGAAUAGACAGCCAUUACCACUGCGCAAACAGUCAUCAUGGCCACAGCCCUACCCACGCGUACAGCAACGCGCUGCUUUCGAACCACCCGCCCUCGGACGUGCAACCAGCACAUCCAUUCUCGUCGCGCCUUCCAUUCAUACGACCACCCGCCUCCGCCUGGUCCCUUCGGAGCAACAGAGACGUUGAUUCUCUCUGCAGCAUACAAGCAUGUGCCCGAGCAUGGCUUCACCCACCGCGCGCUGUCCCUCGGCGCAUGCGAUGCCGGUCUCCUCGACAUCAGCCCAAGUGCUCUUCCCGACGGUGCAUUCAGCUUGAUCCGCUAUCACCUCUAUACACAAAGACUGGCGCUAGCAGCAAAGAGCAGCCAUAUAUUCCAAGGGGAAGAUGCGCCCGUUGGCGUAGGGGCCAAGGUUACAGCUCUGACGUGGGAACGGCUCAUGGCCAACCGAGAAGUCAUUCACCAGUGGCAAGAGGCUCUUGCUGUGAUGGCACAACCCAGCCACGCCCCGGCCUCCCUCAAAGAGCUUGCCAUGCUAUCGGACGAGAUUUGGUAUUUAGCUGGCGACACCGCGGUCGAUCCGUCCUGGUACACUAAGCGCGCGACUCUAUCCAUGAUCUACAGCUCCAGCGAGCUGUUCAUGACGAAUGACCACUCCCCCGACUAUGUUGAGACCAACAAGUUCCUCAAACGACGACUUGGCGAGGUCCAGUCUGUAGGCGGCGCACUUGGAGCCAUUGGGCAGUGGGUUGGCUUUACAGCGAGCGCAGGAAUCAAUGUCUUGAGAAGCAAGGGUGCGAGGAUCUAAUUUUAGUCUCGUGAGAGACUCUGUACAUCAUGUAGAAAUCUUGUAUUGGUGUAAGAGUAACAUGUACAUGAACGGAACAUC